CGAAAAAGUAAUAAACUGCUGAGCAUAACAAACAAUUGGCUAAGAAAAGGGUUGGAUAAGAAUAGCUAAAAAGGCUCUUACUAUGCUAGAAAAAUUAAGACUAAAUAUGAACAUAGCUAGCUACGUAAACAUAUUUUAUUUGCUGAAAAAUUAUAGAAGAAUUCAAACCCUCAAAAUAUCAAUAAUUCUUGCAUUGUAUAUGUAUAGGUUGAAGUGUCAAGACGGAGCGUUUCUAUUUGCUAAAGCUGACUCAGGUGGUUGUGGGCUUCGAAAAUUAUGCAAAUUGUAUGUCCUACAGUUGGCUAUGACGUUCAAUAUUUAAAAGGAGAAGUUCGGUCAUCAUGUGUUUACAUUAUCCCACUGAACACUGAUAUUGAUGUCACGCCAGUUACCAUCAAUGAUUUGUCAACAGAACCCUGUAAUAUUGCAGAAUGCAAGUGCUCACAUUGUGGCGUAAUUGUGCCUUUAACAGAAUUUGAAAACCAUAAAGAACAAUGUAUGUCAGAGGAUGUGGCUGGGAUAUCAAGUACUAGCAAUGCUGAUUCUGAUAUUGCAGGUCAUGGAAAUGAUCAUGUCCAUCGUGACCAAGCAAUUCUUCUUAAAUUGAUGAGCAUAUUCCCAGAUGAAAAAUUUUCUGUUCUCCAGGAGGAAGCCAAAAAUAAAACAAUAGAGGAAGCAGUCGACUCUGUGCUACGUGUAGUAUCACCAGACAUUGAAUGUACAAAGACAGUUAGUAUGAAGCAACGUUCUUCAGAUUGUGCUACCAGUUCUAAGUCACCAGGAAAUGAAUUUCAAUAUACUGUGCCUGCCAACUGUACACACAACUCAACAGAAAUUUGGAGAACACUCUGAGAAAGCCAUUGCUAUUGAAGGUGUAGGUUUUAGUGACAAUAAAUAGAUUUGACAUUGGUUUUAGUUGCUGACUGUUUUGUUAUUUGAAGUGACUUUUAUAUUUUACUUCUUAUACCUUAAGAAAUUUUUGUGGGAAGAAAUUAUUUCAAAAGUUGCUUUUAAAGUUCCUCAUCUACAAAACUUAUUACACAAAUUACAUGUAUACUCAGGCUGCAGAAUGUUCUUCCCACAAUAAUUUCUUACCUUCAGGUACAAUUUAUGUUGCUUUUUGAAAUUUUGCAUAAAUAAACAUUCAAUGAGAGAAAUUAUUAAAAAAUUCAUCAAGACAGCGUUUUAUCACCUUCAAAAAGAGCAUACAGUUUCCUUGUGAGUUCUUAGAAGCAAAAGAGUUAUUAACGCGCAGAAAUAACAUCAUUUCCAUGUAGGUGGAUAUAUAUUUUAUGAAAUGGUAAUUUUUUACGUUAUGUUAUGCAUUAUAAGCUUGAAACAAAUGUCUUUUUUAUAUUUUUUCCGUGUGACGAAGAUUGAAAUUUUUAACUUUGUCCUCUUUGGUUGAUCAAUGUCUGAACAUAGGCUAGCACUUCAACAUAGAUAUCAACACCAAAGCUGUCUGAAUUCUUAUAAAUGUCAAUUUCACGUAAUAAGGUGUUCUUCUCUUCUUCAUUAAGAAACUCUUGUAUGUCUGGUAUUUCCACCCCAGUUCCACUUGGUAACGUUACAGGUCCAUCAAAAUCAACCCCGUAUGAGUUAUCUACGUCGAA
Messenger RNA from Hydractinia symbiolongicarpus, 1613 nucleotides. RefSeq lists its product as uncharacterized. The coding region runs from base 277 to 852 and encodes 191 amino acids. The transcript has 2 exons. The record is from RefSeq and is a predicted model, not a curated record. Lineage: Eukaryota; Metazoa; Cnidaria; Hydrozoa; Anthoathecata; Hydractiniidae.